AUGAAUGCUUCUUAUGAUGGUCCCGGAGAGCAGGUGCCGAUGCUGGACAUCGCCUCACCAACCGACUCCGAGACGCGAGAGUUCUAUGAGCGUCCCGUGCGGUCUCGUCAGCCCACUCUGCGGCUUCCCUUUAUCAUCGUCGGCAUAAUCUCUGUCCUUGCGCUGUCGUCCUUCAGUCUCUUCUACUUCCCGCAGCAGCAAGUCACCAAUUCGAAUCAUGCCGGCCCGGGUUCUAUGCCGGCGGAUCAAGAUCAUCAUGAGGACCAUGAGAGCAAGCCGGACAAUGACCAUCACGUCGCCUCGACAUCUGUUAUGCCGGACAUAACUACAAGCAUUGCCGUCAUAUCAACAUCGACCUCAGUGUCUAGCUCAAUAUCUAGCUCAACCUCUACCACUCAGGCAUCUCCCACAGAAUCUCUUGCCGUCGAGUCAGGGCUGCCUCUCCCAGAGCAAUUCGACUUGAAGCGCAACUUCGUUGUCACUGCUAAAGCAACUGUGCGUGAAUACACCUUCAACAUCACCCAUGGCCGCGCUGCCCCAGAUGGAUUUGAGAAGACAAUGAUUCUCGUCAAUGGUCAAUCGCCUGGCCCGCUCAUUCAGGCCAACACCGGAGACACAAUUCGUGUUCAUGUCAACAACAUGAUGACCGAGACGAGUACCACGCUCCAUUGGCAUGGGAUUGACCAAAGGAAUACUACUUGGAUGGACGGCGUCCAUUCUAUCUCGCAAUGCGGCAUUCCACCAGGACAGAGCUUCACCUACGAGUUCACCCUCGUCAAUCAGCGUGGGACGUUUUGGUACCAUGCACAUAAAUCAGUCCAGUACACCGAUGGUCUCUACGGGCCCGUGGUCAUCCAUGAUCCUACUGAAGCCAUUGCAGGCGUCGACCAGGACAAGAUUGUUAUGGUGGGAGACUUAUACCACGAUUCCGCCGAACAGAUUCUCAAGGACUACCUAGGACCUUCACCACCAUGGAAACCCAGCAGUCCAGGCAUCGAGCCACCAGCAAAAAACAUCAUUAUCAACGGCCGAAAUGGCAAAGGUUGCACAGGCAGCUCCAUGGCAUGUGAAAACGGCACACUGCACUCCACACACGUAGACCACCAACAGCGUGUCCGUCUUCGACUCAUCAGCCACAGCACAAACGUUCCACUCUACUUCUCAGUUGACAGUCAUCUUCUCGAGAUUGUUGAGCUGGACGGCGUUGAGAUCGAACCCAUACGUACCUCCCGGGUCUUCAUCAACCCUGGCCAGCGAUACUCUGUGAUCCUCACCGCCAACCAGUCCCCAGGUAACUAUCUGAUGCGUGCUUCUGCCGCUGCUGCAUGCUUCCAUAUUCCCGGGCGUCAUAUGGGAGAGUCUGGUAACGCAGGUCUCGAAGCACACGGCGUGCUCGCUUAUGGAGGUGUGGAUGUGAAGGCACAGACGAUCGGAAAGCCAUGGGACGUCGAGAGUUCGCAGACGGAAGGGAUCGGGGCCGAGCCCUGGAGCGAAGAUUGUGCGGAUUUGCCGUUUGAUCUUCCGAAGCCGAAGCGCGUGAUGGCUGCGUACAACGUCAGUGAGCAGAACAGUCACUACUUCCGCUUCAAGAUGAGUCGAGAGACAGGCGUGAUGCGUACUUCUGUCAACGAGACCACGUAUACUCCUCUCGUGGACGAUGCGACUCUCUGGAAAAUCCCCCAUCUAGAUCUCAACGCAGAAAACCCGAAGUGGGACUUUGGACCAAAUCAACAGGUAUUGAUAUCACCGGAUCCCAGCAUGGGAACCCAGAUUGCCAUCUCAGCAAAUCACAUGAUGAUGCACCCGUGGCAUAUGCAGUACGUUUCUCGCCCUUCUUCUUGCAUAAUUCGCCAGGGCUUCCAAGUCGUUGGCUGGGGCGACGGGAACUUCGGAAAGGGCCAGACGACCUGGAAGUUGGACAACCCAAUGCGACGCGACACCCUCACCAUGAUGGGAGCCGACCACGUCGUUCUCCGCAUCGCGUCGGAUAAUCCGGGCGUCUGGGCUCUCCAUUGCCACAUUCUUUGGCACGCUGAAGGUGGCAUGUUCAUCACGUUUGCCCAGCGUCUCAAGGAGCUGCAGACCAUGCUGGGGGUCUUGGAUGGUCCGGACAAGGAUGGCAUCAAAGAAAGGUUUUGUAAAGCUCCAGCGAAGCCAGCCGCAGGUGUAGAGACACACACGUAG
Clonostachys byssicola is the source of this 2184-nucleotide messenger RNA. NCBI's taxonomy places the organism in Eukaryota, Fungi, Ascomycota, Sordariomycetes, Hypocreales, Bionectriaceae. The record is from the annotation of a GenBank genome assembly.